AUUGUGUAUCAUUAGUUCUCUAAGCACCGUAUCGUACUACCUGCUUCAUGCACAUGCACGGCACCAUGGCCAGUCCUCAGGAGCACCUGAGCUGGCCUUCCUCUACAAACUUGAUCAACAAAACUUUCAGUGAAGACAAAGACUUCAGUGGGAUACAUGGUGAUCAUGCACCCACCGGAAACCAUCCUUCACCUGAGAUCAUAGAGGAUGUGCGAGAGAAGGGCUUACUUCAGGCAGAUCUAAUAGAAAGUGUGGGCAGUCCAGUCACCACAGCGGUGUUGACCAGCGUCAGCGAGGACUCUAGGGACCAAUUUGAGAACAGUGUGCUGCAGUUGAGAGAACAGGAUGAAGCUGAAACAGCUGUGCCUCAGGGCAACAGUAACACGAUGGAUGUAGAGAAUAACAGUGGGACAGAUGACAUUAAAAUCCAGUUCAGCAGAUCCGGGAGUGGGAGCAGUGGGUUUCUUGAGGGACUUUUUGGCUGUUUGAGGCCAGUAUGGAACAUCAUAGGGAAAGCAUACUCCACGGACUACAAACUGCAGCAACAAGAUACAUGGGAAGUUCCAUUUGAGGAGAUCUCAGAGCUGCAGUGGUUGGGCAGUGGAGCACAAGGAGCUGUCUUCUUAGGCAAAUUCCGAGCGGAGGAGGUGGCAAUCAAGAAAGUGAGAGAACAGAAUGAAACAGACAUCAAGCACUUGCGGAAGCUGAAGCAUCCUAACAUCAUCGCCUUCAAGGGAGUUUGCACUCAAGCCCCAUGUUACUGUAUUAUCAUGGAGUACUGUGCACAUGGACAGCUCUAUGAAGUGCUACGAGCAGGUCGGAAAGUCACGCCUCGGCUGCUUGUGGACUGGUCCACAGGGAUCGCAAGUGGAAUGAAUUAUUUACACCUUCAUAAAAUCAUCCACCGAGACCUCAAGUCACCAAAUGUAUUAGUCACUCAUACAGAUGCAGUAAAAAUUUCAGAUUUUGGUACAUCUAAAGAACUCAGUGAUAAAAGUACAAAAAUGUCCUUCGCGGGCACCGUGGCUUGGAUGGCCCCAGAGGUGAUACGGAAUGAGCCCGUCUCUGAAAAAGUGGAUAUCUGGUCGUUUGGGGUAGUUUUGUGGGAGCUGCUUACAGGAGAGAUUCCAUACAAGGAUGUAGACUCCUCAGCUAUCAUCUGGGGAGUGGGCAGUAACAGCCUGCACCUUCCUGUCCCUUCCACCUGUCCAGAUGGGUUCAAAAUCCUCAUGAAGCAAACAUGGCAGAGCAAGCCCCGGAACCGUCCCUCUUUCCGACAGACGCUGAUGCACCUAGACAUCGCAUCUGCUGACGUUCUUGGCACCCCUCAGGAGACUUAUUUCAAAUCCCAGGCUGAAUGGAGAGAAGAAGUAAAGAAGCACUUUGAGAAAAUUAAGAGUGAAGGAACUUGCAUACACCGGCUAGAUGAAGAGCUAAUUCGUCGCCGAAGAGAAGAGCUCAGGCACGCGUUAGAUAUCCGUGAACAUUAUGAGAGGAAGCUAGAGCGAGCCAAUAACUUGUACAUGGAGCUCAGCGCCAUCAUGCUGCAGCUGGAGGUCCGCGAGAAGGAGCUUAUUAAACGGGAACAAGCUGUGGAAAAGAAAUAUCCUGGGACUUACAAGCGUCAUCCAGUCAGACCAAUAAUCCACCCCAUUGCGGUAGAGAAGCUGAUGAAGAGGAAAGGGGUCUCUCAUAAGCCAGGGAGCCAGACGAAACGGCCAGACCUGCUGAAAUCAGAGGGCAUAUCCAGUGCGGAGGUGGCACCCAAUGGCUCACCAGUCUCAGGAAGUCCCAAAAUGUCAACACUCAGUAACAAAGGCCGAUACCGCUGCAAACCACGUCACCGACGAGGGAACAGCAAAGGCAGCUAUAAUGAAUUUGCAGGGAUCUUGAAAAAUCAGCCAGCAGACGACAACUCACCCCAGCCACCUCAUCAUCAUCAUCAUCAUCCUCAUUCUCAUCUUCCCAGCCUACAGCAGCACCAGCAGCAUAGCCACCCCCAUUACCAUGGCCAUCACCCCAGGCUAAACAUCCAGGGGCAAGACAUCGCGAACUGUGCAAACAACCUGAGGUACUUUGGCCCUGCAGCAGCCCUGCGGAGCCCCCUCAGUAACCAUGCCCAAAGGCGCAUGUCCGGCUCCAGCCCCGAUCUCAUCUCUACUGCUAUGGAAGCAGAUUGUCGGAGGAAUUUGGAGAAUGAGGAACACAAGGUUGAUCACUGGCAGUGUUGUAAAGCAGACCCACACAACCCCUGUCCUCAGGGCAGGCAGGUGAACAGUGGUCAGAAACAGAUGCCGUCCAUUGAACCAGGGAUGAACCACCCUGAAUCAACAACAUGUGGUCCCUUGUAUGAAAAGGCCCAGCUUCCUGAAAAGAUGGAGGAGGAAGACCUCAACAGCUGCAAGUCAGUGUCCUUGCUAGGCACCCCUCAACACCAGGCUGCCCCAGUGCUACCUUGCAAACCCAGACCUAUUCAAAAGAGUGGUGACGACUCUUCAGAACAGGAAGAAGGAGAAGUGGACAGUGAAGUGGAGUUCCCACGGAGACAGAGGCCUCACCGCUGCAUUAGUAGCUGCCAGUCCUACUCAACCUUCAGCUCUGAGAACUUCUCUGUGUCUGAUGGAGAGGAGGGGAACACCAGCGACCACUCAAACAGCCCAGAUGAGCUGGCCAACAGGCUGGAAGACCAGCUGACUGAGAAGCUGGAGGACAUGCUGUCCCAGACUCCGGAAAUCCCCAUCGAGAUCUCCACUCAGUCUGAUGGUCUUUCGGACAAAGAGUGCGCUGUGCGCAGGGUGAAGACACAGAUGUCAUUGGGCAAGCUCUGUGCAGAUGAACACAGCUGUGAGAACCAGGCACAGUUUGGAGAAUCGGAUUGUGACUCUUCCGAGGGGGAGUGUUCUGAUGCAACCGUCAGGACCAAUAAGCCCUGCAGUUCUGCUACUUGGUAAUGACAAAUUCCCCACGAAAGCCCUCCUGAUACUGGCAUUUGGAUUCCCCAAGACUCCCUUCAUUUCCCCCACCCCCUCAUACUUUGACAGGAAGAGAAACUGAUUCCCCUUCCCAUCCCAGAAAUGAUCUGCAAUAACUUGAAUCUCUGGAAAAAUGUCCAAAUGAAAUUAAUUCUCACUGAGCAUUUCAAUCAAGAAUGGCAGGGAUGUAUUUUAUUGAAUAAUCUAGCUACUGUAACAUUGAUAUUUAUUAUUUUUUUUUUACAUUUUAACACUUUUUACUGUAAAGAGUGGACUAUAUAUCAAGAGAGACAAUAAUUUGUUGCAAAAAAGUUAAGAAAGCAAGCAAAUGAGAGACACAUCCUUGUGAGUCUUACAUAAAUAGCAUGAUGGACACAUCAGAAUCUACUGCUGCUCUCCCAGGGGACCAGGCCUCAUGGCCCUAAAUGUUGGAGAAUAGAUAAAGAGAAACAAACCAAUCAGUCUUAUCAAAUGAAGAAGCAUAAGAGAAACCUUGCUAAAAGGUAACCUAUGAACAAAUGGCAUUCAGUAUAACCAGCUGGGUCACUUUUAAUCAGAAAGUGGACAUGUUCCUGGAGAAAUUUGGUACCAAGGUGCUUACAUCCAGGGUCUUCUGAAUCAAUACAUUCCCCCAGGAAUGUGAUAAUGGGGGUUAAUUUAUGGGGUUUUGGUUUAUUUUUUAAUCAGCAUUUUGUUGUGAGAUCCUGCAGCUGUAUUCUAACCUCAUUCUCUCUCAAGACUUGGUAUAACAGCACUUUUUACCAUCACCAAUCAUCUUCACUAUGGCAGACAAAACAGUGUGAAUUUCCAGCUGAGCAGAGAAAGAUCUUUCAGCUGCAGAGUGCCAUUUUCCCACAGUUUACUUCCUCUCUUUACUUCCCAUUCGCCCAUUUGU
Emys orbicularis (European pond turtle) is the source of this 3867-nucleotide messenger RNA. RefSeq names its product mitogen-activated protein kinase kinase kinase 13 (gene MAP3K13). The transcript has 13 exons. Gene Ontology annotation, biological process: signal transduction; protein autophosphorylation. Gene Ontology annotation, cellular component: cytoplasm. The record is from RefSeq and is a predicted model, not a curated record. Lineage: Eukaryota; Metazoa; Chordata; Testudines; Emydidae. Gene Ontology annotation, molecular function: ATP binding; MAP kinase kinase kinase activity. Bases 48 to 2951 code for a protein of 967 amino acids.